Molecule: messenger RNA, 669 nt
Organism: Coprinopsis cinerea okayama7#130
Lineage: Eukaryota; Fungi; Basidiomycota; Agaricomycetes; Agaricales; Psathyrellaceae
Product: ribosome biogenesis protein NIP7
Exons: 6
Coding region: 13-555 (180 amino acids)
Biological process (GO): ribosome assembly; ribosomal large subunit biogenesis
Cellular component (GO): nucleus; nucleolus; preribosome, large subunit precursor
Molecular function (GO): RNA binding
Source: RefSeq, a predicted model, not a curated record
ACCUAGUUCAAAAUGCGGCCACUAACAGAAGAUGAAUCUAAAGCUGUGUUCACAAAGCUGGCCAACUACAUCGGAAAGAACCUUGUUCACUUGAUUGAUCGACCAGACGAACCAUACUGCUUCAGGCUGCACAAGGACAGGGUUUACUAUGUUUCCGAAUCGUCUAUGCGCCUUGGUAUCUCUGUUGCAAGACCCAAUCUUGUCAGCCUUGGGACCUGCUUUGGAAAGUUUAGCAAAAGUGGGAAGUUCAAGUUGCACAUAACCGCUCUCGACUAUCUUGCGCAGUAUGCGAAAUAUAAGGUCUGGAUCAAACCCAACGGCGAGAUGCCCUUCCUCUACGGAAAUCAUGUUUUGAAAGCACACUUGGGACGGAUAACCGAGGACACACCAGAACACCAGGGAGUCGUGGUUUUCAGCAUGAAUGAUAUUCCACUAGGGUUUGGCGUUACUGCACGGUCGACAAUUGAUACACGGAAACUCGACCCAACAUCCAUCAUCGUAUUCCACCAGGCAGAUGUUGGCGAAUAUCUCCGAGACGAGGAGACACUAUUCUAAACAAGUUUAUCCGGUCAAUUGAGCGCCAUAUACCUGCAUUGCCUGCUAUGCAUAGACAGCUGUCUAAAAGUAUCCAUUACUUACUACUCCAUAAUUUGUAUGUACAAUAGAAAA